This is a messenger RNA of Culex pipiens pallens (northern house mosquito), 1283 nucleotides long. RefSeq lists its product as uncharacterized. The coding region runs from base 826 to 1266 and encodes 146 amino acids. The transcript is spliced from 6 exons. Lineage: Eukaryota; Metazoa; Arthropoda; Insecta; Diptera; Culicidae. The record is from RefSeq and is a predicted model, not a curated record.
GCGAGAUCAUCCUGUACACCAACAAGGUCGCCAAACAUUAUAUGACUAGUUUUCGUAAAAUAUAAGGAAAUAACCUUAAAACAUUAAUAAAUAUAAUAAAAGAAACUAAGGAAAUGUUAAACAUGUUAAACUACUAACAUUAUGACCUAAUAAUGGUUCUAAUAAAGUUUUAAAUUCCUUAGGUAGUGUAAUUAAGAAAUUACUUCAAGUAACUUGUAAUCGAUGUGGUAAUGUUUUGACCUAUUGAUUUGAUGAAUAUGAAACACAAAAGUGAUUUUUAACAUUACAAAUUACUAAUGUAAUAGAAAAGACUUAAAAUAAAGUUAAACAUGCAACAGGGGCUAUUUGUGGAAUUGAAAAAUAUUGGAAAGUCUAAUGUUUUCUGUUUGACAUACUAAUGUUUUGGGUUAAACUAUUUUUUUAUUUAUUAUAUCAUUAAAAUUAAGUGCUAAUUUACUAUCUUAUGGUUUAAUAGACCAGUACUUUUUCUUUCAGUUAUCUAAUGAAUUAAAUUGAGAAGAAACUCGCCCCGGAUGACACCCGGCCUUAGUACGCCACUGGGUAUUCGCAAUUCCUUUAACAGACUUGUAAAAAAACCGAUCAGGCAUCUCUGCUCUGGUCAGCUCGCGACGGCCGCAAAUACAAUAGAUUGCGUUCGCGUCUUUCAUAACAGUGUUGGGCUUUGACCACCGAACCACGACGGGUUGAUUUUGGCGUGGUUUUCCAUCUAAACAUUGUGUUUUAUAAAAUCCGUUUGUGUGCUCUGACUUGGACGGCUACGGCUUUUGUUUACUUAGUUUGUUGCGUGCCUCUACUACGGCCGGUAUGGAGGAGUUUGCGGCAAGCCUGAGACAGCUUCCAGAUGACGACUUGGAGUUGAUGUCAAGUAUGUUGUAUGCACUCCAAAAGUUUGAGCAAUUCAACGUGUUUGAUGACGUCAUGGAAAAUAGCCAAGGGCUUCGGCAGUACGCGGACUAUGGGACGGAUUACGAGACCACCAAUCCCUUGAUGCGAUCUCGGAUCGUUAAGCUAAGAAAGUGCCACAUAAUUAUCAACGACGACACUCGUAGCGUUUGGAAGGCCAAAUACGAUGUCCAGCCAGUACAGCAACCAGAAGCAGCAAAAACACCGGGUAGAACGGGUCCACCCACGGUCGAAAAGGGGCUGUCCGCGGCGGAAAAAUUGAUGAAGGUGGACUUGAAGGUAGACAACAAGUUACACCUUUGUCACAUGCUGCCGCGGACAGCAUUUACAGACGAGACAUAGGUACCGCACUGUGGCCA